This is a messenger RNA of Penicillium verhagenii, 675 nucleotides long. Its product is annotated as bifunctional thymidylate/uridylate kinase. Gene Ontology annotation, cellular component: cytoplasm; nucleus; cytosol. Gene Ontology annotation, biological process: dTTP biosynthetic process; dUDP biosynthetic process; dTDP biosynthetic process. The record is from RefSeq and is a predicted model, not a curated record. Gene Ontology annotation, molecular function: ATP binding; dTMP kinase activity. The coding region runs from base 1 to 675 and encodes 224 amino acids. The transcript has 2 exons. Lineage: Eukaryota; Fungi; Ascomycota; Eurotiomycetes; Eurotiales; Aspergillaceae.
AUGGCCAGCCAGUCCGGACAUACACCGUCGAGACGCGGCGCGCUCAUCAUCGUCGAGGGACUCGACCGCGCCGGUAAAUCAAGUCAGUGCGAGAUGCUACGAGACUAUCUCUCAAAUCAAGGCCAGGUCGUGAAAUACAUCCGCUUCCCAGACAGAACAACACCUAUUGGGCAGCUCAUAAAUAGCUAUUUACAAGGCUCAUCCAACCAAGAUGAUCAUUCUAUUCAUCUCCUUUUCUCAGCAAACCGAUGGGAAAUCGCUAAAAGCAUUGAACAAGAGAUCGCGACCGGAACAACGGUCAUUGUAGACCGCUACUCCUACUCCGGUGCCGUUUACUCGGCCGCUAAAGCCAACCCCACACUCUCCCUGGAGUGGGCGUGGCAGCCCGAGAUUGGCCUCCCUCGACCAGAUAUUUGUCUUUUCCUGAGCAUCUCUGCAGAGGAGGCUGCGAAACGCGGCGGAUAUGGGGCAGAACGGUAUGAGAAUGAGAAGAUGCAGACACGCGUGCGGGAGUUGUUCAGCACCUUGUUUGAUCGUCAGGAGGAUAUCUGGGUGAUUGAUGCCGGGAAAUCACUGGAAGAAGUGUCACAAGACAUCCAGGGUGUUGUUUCGGGCUGCAUUUCCAACCUCGAUGCGACCGGGCCUUUAGGGACACUAGGGCCCCUUGCCAACUAG